UGUGAUUGCGCCAAAGCUGUUCAUCAAAACAAUCGUGUAGUUGUUCUCACUUCUGGUGUUUUGUGUAGUAAUAUUCACAAGUGAAAAAAAAGUCGUGCAAAUAGCAUCAUGUCGACAUUGAGUGAAGCAGAGCUUGCUCGAAUUGCCCGAAAUCGCGAAAAGGCACGAAAUAUAAAAGCAUCCAAGCUUUGUCUUCAUCCGUAUUCUCGUCCAAAAUCCAAUGAAAAUGGCGAACAAUCCAAGAAUGAAACGGCAACGACAACAAAAAGUGUAACACGUGCCACAAAGCUAAUUGACAGUGGUGGUGGUUUUCUCAUUGAGCAAGAAAUUUUUACCGAAACACCAGAAUGUGUCGAAAAACCCGAUGUAAUUGAAGAAAUCCUACCGAUUCCUGUACAAUACGAUACAUGUUUGGAAUGUAAUGAACAAUUCAUUGAGUCGUAUCUGUUGAAGAAUUUUGGUUAUUCGGUUUGUGAUAAAUGUCGCGAUCCGGACGACAAACAUUCACUUAUAACUCGUACCGAAGCCAAGAAUGAAUAUUUAUUGAAAGAUUGUGAUUUGGAUAAACGUGAACCGCCACUCAAGUGUAUCGUCCGCAAAAAUCCACAUAAUGUCAGAUGGGGCGAAAUGAAAUUGUAUUUGCAUUUAGAAGUGGAGAAACGAGCAUUAGAAGUUUGGGGUACCGAGGAGCGUCUCAUGGAGGAGCGUGAUUUACGUGAUGAAAAACGCGAUCGAGCCAAACUGAAGAAAUACAACAAAAAUAUGAAACAAUUGCGAAUGGAAAUGCGAAGCAGUUUAUAUGAUCGCACAACACAGGCACCACAUGCACAUGAAUACGGCGAAGAGACAUAUCACGAGGAAGAAGAUAAUUAUACACACAAAUGCACCAUUUGCGGUUUUAUUGAAACAUUUGAAAAAAUGUAAAAAAAAUACUCAGCCCUCAUCGGUCCACAUAAGCAACAUUAAGCAACCUUAAGCAACCCAAAAUACAUCUAUAUUAUUUCUUAAAAGUAAAUCUACUUAUUGUCCUUAAUAUUAUAAAAUUUUGUACAAAAAAACACCGUGAUUCAAUAAAUUUGCAUGAGGUCACAAAAAUUAA
This is a messenger RNA of Contarinia nasturtii (swede midge), 1099 nucleotides long. RefSeq names its product DNA repair protein complementing XP-A cells homolog (gene Xpac). Bases 109 to 924 code for a protein of 271 amino acids. The record is from RefSeq and is a predicted model, not a curated record. The transcript is spliced from 3 exons. Lineage: Eukaryota; Metazoa; Arthropoda; Insecta; Diptera; Cecidomyiidae. Gene Ontology annotation, biological process: nucleotide-excision repair, DNA damage recognition; nucleotide-excision repair involved in interstrand cross-link repair; base-excision repair. Gene Ontology annotation, cellular component: nucleotide-excision repair factor 1 complex. Gene Ontology annotation, molecular function: damaged DNA binding.